CAAGGAGAACGCGCAGAUGCUGAAGGACCUCUGUCGGUGCGGCCGGGCGUCGGCAUUCGGCGCAGCCGUGGCUUCCAGCAGCUCCCGGGGGGCGCCGCCGAGCCCGCCUCCCAGGCGUCCCAGCAGCAUGAUUCGUGGGAGGAGGCCUGGAGGGCCGUCUUCGACGUGCGCGGCGGCGACCGCGUCGAUCGCCAGGCGUUCGUGGAGGGCUGCCAGAAGCUCGGCCUGGAGGGCUGCCCCGCCUCUGCCGACAGGCUGUUCGAGCUGCUCGACAUGGACCGCGUGCGCUACCUGACGUUCGCCGGCACGUGCUGGCUCGGGGGGAUCGAGGAGGUGCCCGAGCGGCCAGAGAGGGAGUGCCACGGGGGCGACGUGGUCGUGUCGGGCGCCUACAAAGGCAUCACGCGCAGCCAGGCCCGGAAGCUGGAGGACGUGGCGCGCGACAACCGCCUGCGGGAGGCGCGCUUCGAGGCGCGCGGCCGCGCGGAGCUCGCGCGCGCCGGCGGGGCCGCGCUGAGCCCGGCGCGGUCGGAGCCGAGCCUGGCGUUGGCGCGGCCGAGGAGGCGCAGCGACAGCGAGGGCUGCAUCUUUCCCACCAGCUACGUGCCCCAGAGGGUGCCGUUAGCCCCGGUGUCCUCGCUGAAGGCCCGCGCGCAUGCCCCGCGCGCGCCCGAGAGAGGUCGCGGAACGCAAGCACGAGAGGAUCCAGGAGUUGAUCCAGCUGAUGCGGCCGCCGGGGCCGGAGCCCUCCUCGCCCAGCGCCGUGUCCGGCUCGCCGCUGGACAGGUGGAGCGCCCACACUUCCAAGGAGUCCGUGGGAGGUGCACCACGAGACGGAGCCCAAGGCUGAAGGCCGCAGUCGGGCGGGCGGCCACGGGGGGCAACACGCGCAGGCGGGUCAAGGACCACUGAGCUCGAUUUGGAAGUAGAGGGUAGAAGGGAGGGGGGGGAGGAGGUCGGCCGCCUCCCUCGUCCCCUCUACUUGGCAUCGCCCGCACGUGUGUAUUUU
This is a messenger RNA of Prorocentrum cordatum, 1009 nucleotides long. The record is from the annotation of a GenBank genome assembly. Lineage: Eukaryota; Dinophyceae; Prorocentrales; Prorocentraceae.